Molecule: messenger RNA, 1594 nt
Organism: Epinephelus fuscoguttatus (brown-marbled grouper)
Lineage: Eukaryota; Metazoa; Chordata; Actinopteri; Perciformes; Serranidae
Product: amine sulfotransferase-like
Exons: 6
Coding region: 82-936 (284 amino acids)
Biological process (GO): sulfation
Cellular component (GO): cytoplasm
Molecular function (GO): sulfotransferase activity
Source: RefSeq, a predicted model, not a curated record
CCAGCUACUGUACCUGUGAGCUGAGAGGUUUUCUCUGCUCUCUAACACUUCUCUCUUUGUUCUGUGUGAUUCAGAAGAAAUAUGGAAAAGAUCUCUGAUUUACUCUUCAGGUAUAAAAACUACAACUUUGUCGUUGACUUCACAACUCCAGAGCACAUCGAUUCUCUUCAAAGUUUUGAAAUUCGAGAUAGUGACGUAUUCCUCGUCACUUAUCCAAAGUCAGGUACUAUAUGGACUCAACAGAUCAUCAUCUCCAUCCUUGAGUUGGAUGGGGGUCUAAAAAAAUAUCCAAACAACAUGGAGCAAAUGCCGUGGCUGGAGCAUAAAGUGGAGGGUCGAGAGGAUUACGCUCUGCGACCUUCUCCAAGGCUCUUUUCCUCUCACCUCACCCCACCUCUUAUGCCUCCAGGACUGAAGGACAAGAAGGCAAAGAUUAUCUACAUGAUGCGGAAUCCAAAGGACAACAUUGUCUCCUAUUAUCACUUCAGUUUCAGCUGUAGCGACUUGGAGACUCCCAAGAGCUUUGAGGACUUCCUUGAGCAGUAUCUGGCAGGCAACGUCUUUGCAUCAUCCUGGUUUGACCACAUCAGGGAGUGGCAUUCAGUGAGAGACCAGUACAACAUCCUCUUCCUGACCUAUGAGGACAUGAUUUUGGACCUGAAGGCAGCAGUGACUAAGAUCUGCACUUUCCUGGGGAAAAACCUGAGUGAAGCAGCCAUUGAGGAAGUUGUGGAAAAAGCUACGUUUAACAACAUGAAGAAAAACUCAAAAGCCAACUAUGAGUUUGUGCCAAAAGAUAAGUUGAAGAAAGACUUCAUGCGCAAAGGUAAGAUUGGUGACUGGAAGAACACCUUUACUGCCGCUCAGAGUCAAAGAGUUGAUCAAGUUCUUCAGGAGAGACUCGGGAAUAUGUCUCUGAAGUUCAUCUGGGAAUAAGCAGAGCAGCCACACAAACCUUAAGUUCAAUCAGGAGAGACAGAAGAAUAAUGUAAAAAAUAAUGUUUAAUACAUAAUGUGAGUGUACAGAUUAACAGAUGAUUUGUGCUGAUUAAGAUUUAACUGAAGUCUCUGGCACAUGGAUAUCUGGCUCAGAGACAUCUGGGCGGCAGGAAGAUAAAUCCCCCAAGGAGUCCAGAUGUUGGUGGAUGUGGUGGAUGAUGACUCUGGGGCUGAUGACUGACGAGGCGGAUGAGGCUGAUGAAUCUGAGAGGACUUGAUGGUGAUGGGGAAGUGGAGGGCAUGCACAGCUGCAGCAUGAAAGAUCUACAGGCAGAAUGAGAACAAUAUUCAAAAUGAGAGGCAGUAAGAUGAUAGGCUAACAAAGAAAGCGUGUCACUGUGAAGUUCAUCUGGAAAUAAGCAGAGCAGCCACACCAAUCUUAAGAUGUUUAUAUCUUUUUUUAGCCUGAGAUCCCCAAAAUUAAUUGACACUGUGUGUGUCUUAUGCUUACAAUAUCUGCAGUAGCUAAAUAUAACUGUUGAUAUGUAUCACAAUAAGGCUUUAUUGGUUUGGAGUUCUGUACCAGUAAAACAUGAACACACAUGAGCAGAAAUCACAAAUAAACACAGCUGGCCAAUUUAUUGUCUUAAUUGAA